AAAGCCCAAAAACAAUUUGUGUGAGACUUCAAACAAGCUCUGCGUAGCUUACUGGUGAGCUAAGCCAAGGGUUUUACCUGAAGAAAAAAGCUAAUGGAACCACCAAAACGCAAACGAAACGACGACGACAAUGACUACAACACCUUCAAACCACCACCACCACAACCAAACGGCAACAUCGACUUAUCACUACUCGAAGCCUUAGAAAAAUCACAACAAAAUCCCGUCGAAUCACUCGACAUCAAAACUGUCAAAAAACACAUCCUCUCAUUCGAACGUCGUUUAAGAGAAAACAUCUCAUCACGUCUUAAAUAUCCAGACCAACCCGAAAAAUUCGCUGAUUCUGAAGUGGAGCUCCAUGAAGAAAUCGAAAAGCUUAAAAUCCUCGCUGGUGGACCCGAAUUCUACCCGGAACUUGUUAAUCUCGGUACAAUCGCAUCUAUUACAAGUCUUCUUAAUCAUGAAAACACAGACAUUGCUAUUGAUGUUGUUGGAUUAUUACAAGACCUAACUGAUGAGGAUGUUCUCGAAGAUAACGAUGAACCAGCACAGGUAUUAGUUGAUGCGUUAGUUGAGAACAAUGCGUUAGAAUUGCUCAUUCAGUUACUAGGAAAAUUGUCUGAUUCGGAUCCGGAUGAGUCAGCUGCGAUUUAUAGUAUACUUGCGACUAUUGAGAAUUUCAUUGAAGUGAAACCCUCGGUUUCGGAGCUUGUGUGUGAAAGGACUAAGUUGAUGAAGUGGUUGUUGACUAGGAUUAAAGUUAGAGAAUUCGAUGGAAAUAAACAGUAUGCGUCGGAGAUUUUGGCGAUUUUGUUGCAGAGUAGUACGGUGAAUCAGAAGAGAUUAGGGCAGUUGAACGGUGUGGAUGCGUUGUUACAAGCCGUAGCGAUGUAUAAAUCGAAGGAUCCUAAGACGCCGGAUGAGGAGGAGAUGGUGGAGAAUUUGUUCGAUGCGUUGUGCUGUUUGUUAAUGCCGUUGGAGAAUAAGGAGAGGUUUGUGAAAUCUGAAGGAGUAGAAUUGAUGAUUAUUAUAAUGAAUCAGAAGAAAAUGUGCUAUGGAUCAGCUAUAAGGGCGUUGGAUUUUGCAAUGACUAAUUAUCCUCCAGCAUGUGAGAGGUUUGUGGAUGUAAUGGGAUUAAAGACUGCUUUUCCUGCUUUCAUGGGUAAGCUACCUCUGAGCAAAAAGAACAAGAAACGCUACAAAGAAGAACUGGAAGAGCGUCUUGUAUCCCUAGUUGCUUCGUUAUUUGGAGGAAUAUUAAGAGGUUCUAGAAGAGAUAGAUUGUUGAGUAAGUUCGUGGAGAAUGAGUGCGAAAAGAUUGACAGGCUAAUGGAGCUCUACAUGAGAUAUUCCAAUAGAGUAAAACUUGAGGCUGAACGGUUUGACCAACUUGAACUUGAUGAUUUGGAGAUGGAUGAAGACGAGAAGUACAAUAGGAAGUUAGAAGCUGGACUUUACACUCUUCAGUUGAUAGCUGUUAUUCUGGGCCAUCUUUGGACCUCUGAGCAUCCUCGAAUCAGAGCAAGGAUUGAACUUUUGCUAAAGCAACAAAAGCUGACUAAGCAAGAUGUAAAAGAUAUACUUCAGGAAUAUCAUGACAACAUAGGAGAUCUGGAAGGGCCAGAAGAGAAGGAGAGGGGACAAUCAAAGAUUCAAAGGUUCAUUUCGGCCUUUUGACCGUAAUUCAGUUAAAAAAUACAGGCCAUAUCCUUAGAAUGCUAUGUCAACUCUGGCUAUUGAAACGUGUAUUGAGAUGAUGUCCUCAGUUGUCUACAGUUGGUCAUGUCAUUGUAUUCGUUGAUGUAGUGUGUAAGAGCUCAGAGCUACCACCAGUCAUUGAGGGUUUACGUUUUUUGACUGAAAAUUUGUUAGUACUGAAUGCAAUUCAGUGUAAUUUGCAGUACUUUAAUUAGUAGUUUUACCCAGUGUAAGUGCAGUAUUUUGUGGAGCGUGUCCACAUGCCA
Molecule: messenger RNA, 1964 nt
Organism: Lycium ferocissimum
Lineage: Eukaryota; Viridiplantae; Streptophyta; Magnoliopsida; Solanales; Solanaceae
Exons: 9
Coding region: 94-1677 (527 amino acids)
Cellular component (GO): spliceosomal complex
Source: RefSeq, a predicted model, not a curated record